AUGCGCUUCAACUCCAUCACGGGAGCCGUGGUCGCGGCAGCCGUCGCCGUCCAGGCCCGGGAACUCCCCAAGGAUGAAGACCGCGCUGCCGAACUUUACGACUCGGGUGUGAUCCACGACAGACUCAUGGCCAAGAAAAUCUCGCACUGGGAAGCAGAAGAAGCCGUUGGUCUCAUGGACUCUUCCGUUUGGCCCAGACUCGGCUACACCAAGUGCGUCGAUGGCUAUGCCGAGGCUCUUCCCGACAGCCCUCUGCACAAGUUCCAGUGCAAGAACAUGGACCUUUACGAUUUCAUCAACCACGCCACCCUCGGAUCCCCAAACACUGACUACCGUGGCAAGAGUGGCAGCUCUUCCUGGGGUUGGACCGACCCUGACUCUGGCCGCGAGUUCAUCGUCAGCGGCAUGUUCGACGGUUGUGCUUUCAUCGAGAUCCUCCCCGAGGGCAAGAUGCUGAAUUUAGGUUUCCUCCCUACAUACUCGCCCGUUGGCGACCGAGCCUACUGGCACGAGAUCCGCCCUUACAAGAACUACAUGCUCAUCGGAAGUGAGCUCGAAGGACACGGUAUCCAAAUCUUCGACAUGACAAAGCUUCUCGACAUCGACGCCACCGAAGCCCCCAUUCUCUUCUCGAACGACAAUGAUCUCACGGGCCAUUUCAUCGAGACUCUACCGUUGGGUCGCAGCCACAAUGUGGUUGUCAACGAAGAGGCCAAGUACGCCGUCGCAGUCGGCGUGCAGCCCAGAAACGAGAGCUGCAUGGGUGGUCUGUACUUUUUCAGUCUUGAAGACCCUAGCAACCCCGUUGCUCUUGGCUGCGAUGGCCAGGAUGGCUAUGUUCACGAUGCCCAAUGCCUCAUCUACCGAGGCCCGGAUGAGAAGUACCAAGGCCGCGAUAUUUGCUACGGAUAUAACGAAGACACGUUGACUAUCUACGAUGUUUCCGACAAGAAGGACUCCAAGAUCAUCUCCCGUACUUCAUACGAGGGCGCCACCUUCACCCACCAGGGCUGGGUCAACGAUGUGAACUGGCAAGAAUGGCUCUUCAUGGAUGACGAGUACGACGAAGAUGAGCUGGCCGGACCUGCCGCGGACGGUUACCCGGUCACCUACAUCUGGAACAUCAAGAGCCUUGAGAAGCCCCUGCAGGUUGGUCUUUUCAAGCACAACGUCAAGGGAAUCGACCACAACCAGUACGUCGUCGGGGAUCUCCUCGUCCAAUCCAACUACGGUGCCGGUGUCCGCGUCUGGGAUAUCUCGUCUGUCCCGGAAGACCCCACCGGCAACGGCGUGUGCGAGAUCGCCUACUUCGAUAUCUACCCCGAGGACGACUCGCUGCCUGGAGGCGGUGCCAUCCAGUUCUCCGGUACCUGGUCCUCUUACGCGUACUUCAAGUCCGGCUUCAUCUUUGUGAACACCAUUGAGCGUGGUGCCUACUUGGUGAAGAUGACGAAGAAGGAAGCUUGCAAGCCAAAGACUUGCAACGCCGACAACUGCCUGCGGGCCCUGAGGGCUUCUAGCGUUCCUGGUCGGCUGGAAGAGUCCCAGAAGUUCUGCGACGAGUUCACGAAGACGGUCAUUGCGGAUGUUACUGUGGUGCCUGAGUACGCUGCCGAGGCAUGCCCGACGAAUGUGAUCUCGAGGGUCAGCUCCGCAUGCUCAUGCUUGCCCACUCCCACUGCCUAG
Messenger RNA from Colletotrichum karsti, 1686 nucleotides. RefSeq lists its product as uncharacterized. Gene Ontology annotation, cellular component: extracellular region. The record is from RefSeq and is a predicted model, not a curated record. Gene Ontology annotation, molecular function: protein binding. The coding region runs from base 1 to 1686 and encodes 561 amino acids. NCBI's taxonomy places the organism in Eukaryota, Fungi, Ascomycota, Sordariomycetes, Glomerellales, Glomerellaceae. The transcript has 10 exons.